CGGGCGCUGAGGCUUCCGCGCCUGCUGGUUCCUCGCUCCGGGGCGGGGCUCGCGAUAGCAAGCGGGAGCAGGGCGCGGGGCGGGACCCGGGUCCGAGGCGAGGAAGCCGGAAGCCGUGCGCGGGGAGCCUCCCCCUUCGACUGCAGCCUCGCUCGGCGCCUUCUGCACUCCUGGGAUCCCGGAGCCUGUCUAGUUCUGUGCGCUCCCGCCCAGGCCGGUGCCCGCCGCCCGCCUGCGCCCCAGGCAGGUCCCAGGCCUCCGGCUGCUCCCGGCCGAAGGUGGGGACUGGCAGUGGCAGGCACCGCUGGCGAGGGCGUUUGGGGACCCAGGGUGACCACGGCGCAGCCAUGGGGACCGCGCUUGUGUACCAUGAGGACAUGACGGCCACCCGGCUGCUCUGGGACGACCCCGAGUGCGAGAUUGAGCGCCCUGAGCGCCUGACCGCAGCCCUGGACCGCCUGCGGCAGCGCGGCCUGGAACAGAGGUGUCUGCGGUUGUCAGCCCGCGAGGCCUCGAAAGAGGAGCUGGGCCUGGUGCACAGCCCAGAGUAUGUGUCCCUGGUCAGGAAGACCCAGGUCCUAGGCGAGGAGGAGCUGCAAGCGCUGUCCGGACAGUUCGACGCCAUCUACUUCCACCCGAGUACCUUUCACUGUGCACGCCUGGCCGCAGGGGCUGGACUGCAGCUGGUGGAUGCUGUGCUCACGGGAGCUGUGCAAAACGGGCUUGCUCUGGUGAGGCCCCCCGGGCACCACAGCCAGAGGGCAGCUGCCAACGGGUUCUGCGUGUUCAACAACGUGGCCAUAGCAGCUGCACAUGCCAAGCAGAAGCACGGGCUACACAGGAUCCUCAUCGUGGACUGGGAUGUGCACCAUGGCCAGGGGAUCCAGUAUCUCUUUGAGGAUGACCCCAGCGUCCUUUACUUCUCCUGGCACCGCUAUGAGCAUGGGCGUUUCUGGCCUUUCCUUCGAGAGUCAGAUGCAGACGCAGUGGGGCGGGGACAGGGCCUCGGCUUCACUGUCAACCUGCCCUGGAACCAGGUCGGGAUGGGAAACGCUGACUACGUGGCUGCCUUCCUGCACCUGCUGCUCCCACUGGCCUUUGAGUUUGACCCUGAGCUGGUGCUGGUCUCAGCAGGAUUUGACUCAGCCAUCGGGGACCCUGAGGGGCAAAUGCAGGCCACGCCAGAGUGCUUCGCCCACCUCACACAUCUGCUGCAGGUGCUGGCCGGCGGCCGGGUCUGCGCCAUGCUGGAGGGCGGCUACCACCUGGAGUCACUGGCUGAGUCAGUGUGCAUGACAGUACAGGCGCUGCUGGGCGACCCGGCUCCACCCCUGUCAGGGCUCAUGGUGCCAUGUCAGAGUGCCCUGGAGUCCAUCCAGAGUGCCCGUGCUGCCCAAGCCCCGUACUGGAAGAGCCUGCAGCUGCAAGAUGUGACCCCUGUGCCGACGAGCCCCAGCACCCACUCCCCAGAGGGGAGGCCUCCACCUCUGCUGCCUGGGGGUCCCAUGUGUAAGGCAGCUGCACCUGCACCUGCACCGAGCUCCCUCCUGGACCAGCUGUGCCUCUGCCCUGCACCCUCUGUCCGCACCACCGUUGCCCUGACAGCGCCAGAUAUCACACUGGUCCUGCCCCCUGAUGUCAUCCAACAGGAAGGGUCAGCCCUGAGGGAGGAGACAGAAGCCUGGGCCAGGCCACACGAGUCCCUGGCCCGGGAGGAGGCCCUCACUGCACUUGGGAAGCUCCUGUACCUCUUAGAUGGGAUGCUGGAUGGGCAGGUGAACAGUGGCAUUGCAGCCACUCCAGCCUCUGCUGCAGCAGCCACCCUGGAUGUGGCUAUUCAGAGAGGCCUGUCCCACGGAGCCCAGAGGCUGCUGUGUGUGGCCCUGGGACAGCUGGACCGGCCUCCAGACCUCGCCCAUGACGGGAGGACUCUGUGGCUGAACAUCGGGGGCAAGGAGGCAGCCGCCCUAUCCAUGUUCCAUGUCGCCACGCCACUGCCAGUGAUGACUGGUGGCUUCCUGAGCUGCAUCUUGGGCUUGGUACUGCCCCUGGCCUAUGGCUUCCAGCCUGACCUGGUGCUAGUGGCGCUAGGGCCUGGCCAUGGCCUGCAGGGCCCCCACGCUGCACUCCUGGCUGCCAUGCUUCGGGGACUGGCAGGGGGCCGAGUCCUGGCCCUCCUGGAGGAGGACUCCACACCCCAGCUAGCAGGGAUCCUGGCCCGGGUGCUGCGUGGAGAGGCACCUCCUAGCCUAGGCCCUUCCUCUGUGGCCUCCCCGGAGGACGUCCAGGCUCUGAUGUACCUGAGAGGGCAGCUGGAGCCUCAGUGGAAGAUGCUGCAGUGCCGUCCUCACCUGGUGGUUUGAAAUCGGCCAAGGUGGGUGCAUUUACGCCGCAGAAAUGACACCGCACGCCAGCGCCUCGCUGCCGCGAUCCGGACCCCAAGCCCGCGGCUCCCACGACUCCGGGGCACGGAACCCCGCCCCCUCCCACCCCCGUCCCCUCCCACCCGUGCUUCCCCCGCUCCACCCCUCACUUCGCCUCGCCCCGCCCCACCCAUCGCGCCCUGGCCCGUCCCAUCCGAGCCCAUGCAACCCACCCUCGGUCCCGUUCCGGCCCCUGCGCCCCGUUGCCCUUCCCUCCCCGCCCUUGCGCCGUUAGUAAACAUGGGUCAAACGAAA
This is a messenger RNA of Macaca mulatta (Rhesus monkey), 2678 nucleotides long. RefSeq names its product histone deacetylase 10 (gene HDAC10). Lineage: Eukaryota; Metazoa; Chordata; Mammalia; Primates; Cercopithecidae. Gene Ontology annotation, molecular function: deacetylase activity. The record is from RefSeq and is a predicted model, not a curated record. Gene Ontology annotation, biological process: epigenetic regulation of gene expression.